AUGGCGGACGUCGAUACACGUCCUGCAAUCCAUGCCCCCAACAUCAGACCUAUCAUCAGUGAAAAUCUUCGAACCGCUAGCACGAGACCACGCAUUGCUUUUGAUCCUGAGAAGCAUUUGGUAUAUCGCGAAGAUCCCCCAGUUUUGACGCUCAGAGACAUCGGGGUUUCAGAAAAUGUGGGCAUCUCGCCAGUUGCCAUUUCAGACCCCUUUCCUCUUUUUAGCGAAGAAGCAAUAACCCAUAUGAGGAAUGAGAUUUUCACAAAUGAAGUUUGGGACAACUGUUUGUACAGCACCGAUUUCGCAGGUUGCCAGCUCAGGGGCCACUGUCCGAAGUAUGCCCCGUUCAUGUACGAUGCCUGGAAGAACCCCAAAACGCUUGCCAUUGUGUCGAAAAUUGCCGGCGUUGACUUAGUGCCCGUGAUCGAUAUCGAGAUUGGAAAUAUCAACAUCUCUGUUCAGGAUCCCCUCAAGAACUACCAGAAGCAAGAGAAACAAUCGGACGAUGAUGUCCCAGUCACCAAGUGGCAUGUGGACAGUUAUCCAUUUGUGUGUGUAGUAAUGAUGAGUGACGCUUCCCAGAUGGUUGGGGGAGAAACUGCGAUCCAAACCGGCUCCGGAGAUCUCAUCAAAGUCCGUGGACCACAGAUGGGUAGUGGUGUCGUCCUUCAAGGGAGGCACAUCACACAUCAGGCAUUAGCCGCAGUUGGUGGAACUGAGCGUAUCACCAUGGUGACCGCAUUUCGCCCUAGGGACCCUCUCAUUCCGGACUCUUCAGUUCUCACUACCAUCAGGCCCAUCACAAAUCUGUCAGACCUGUACUUCCAGUGGACAGAAUACAGAGUGGAGGUUUUGCAAGAACGUCUGCGACUGAUGCUCGAGUUUCUGCGAGAGCAGCAUCAUGCCCACAAACCCACAGAUGCAACGAAGAUCAAAGAGUUUCUCCAGCAGCAGGCGGACUGGCUUUCCAUCACGAACAAAGAAAUUGUUCACAAUUGA
Cladophialophora psammophila CBS 110553 is the source of this 999-nucleotide messenger RNA. RefSeq lists its product as uncharacterized. The record is from RefSeq and is a predicted model, not a curated record. The transcript has 3 exons. The coding region runs from base 1 to 999 and encodes 332 amino acids. Lineage: Eukaryota; Fungi; Ascomycota; Eurotiomycetes; Chaetothyriales; Herpotrichiellaceae.